GCGGUUGCAGACCUGAGAGCUGAGCUACUGUGCUCUAUUCACAUGGAGAUCUUUAAAGAUCCUGUCACACUGCCGUGUGGACACAGCUUCUGUCGGGAUUGUAUCACCAAAACAUUUGACCAUCAGGAUAAGGAUGACCUCAGAUGUCCUGAAUGCCAGCAGAGGUUAAGUCGAAGACCUGGACUGAAUACAAACUUUCGGCUAAGUAACAUAGCGGAGGCCUGUACUCAAUCUGAACAGGAGGAGACUGGGAUCUUCUGCACUUUCUGUGACUUCCCAGUUCCUGCAGACAAAUCCUGUUUGCAGUGUGAAACCUCCAUGUGCAAUAGACAUCUGACAAGACACAACAUGAGGACAUCGGAGCACACUUUAUUACCCCCGAGCACUGACCUGAAGAACAGAAAGUGUCCUACUCACAAGAAGAUCCUUGAGUUUUACUGCAUGGAGGACAGUGCUUGUAUCUGUGUGUCCUGCAGGUUGGAUGGAGAUCAUAAGGGACACAAAGUGGAGAUACUUGAUAAAGCUGUUGAGCACAAGAAGAAGAACCUGAAAUUUAGACAAGAGACACUGAGAUCAAUGCAAGAGAAAAUUAACCAGAAAAUCCAGAGUCUGCAGACUCGUAGCAUCAGACUUCUUCAAAAAGCUGCAGUUUUGUCAAAAAGAGUCACUGAUCAAUUUCAGAAUAUAAGGAAAGAACUUGGAAUCCUAGAACAGAAAGUCCUGAGCGAGAUCCUCAGACAGGAGAAGAUAAUGUCAGUCUCCAAUACUCAUCUGAUCCAACAGCUGGAAACAAAGAAUAACGAGCUGUCCAAGACGAUUGGCGACAUGGAGACACUGAUCAGGACAACCGAUCCACUCACUGUCCUAGAAUUCAAGAAGGAUGAUAUCUCUAACACCAACAGUUGUGAAGAGGACACAGAAAUCCGGGAACUCCGAGGUCCAGGAGAUCUACAAACAGACACAAACCUAAAAUUGUUAUUCAAAGAUGUUUAUAAUAUCGUAAAAAGUGUAGAGAACGGGAUCUUUAGGUAUGAGCCCACAGACAUAACACUUGACCCAACAACAGCCGGUAAGAAUUUACACAUCUCCGGGGACUUAUGUAAAGCACAUGUUACAGACCAGAGCUACCCCGAGACACCGGACAGCUUUCAGUAUCCUAUGGUUCUAAGUAUAGAAAAAUUUAGCUCUGGAAAUUAUUACUGGGAGGUGGACACUGGUGAGUCGGGGGAGUGGAGAGUUGGUGUAAGCUACUCCAGCAUAGCCAGGAGAGGACGAGAGUCCUUGAUAGGAGACAAUGACAAGUCCUGGUGUUUGCGCAGGUAUUGUAAUCAAAUCUAUGCAAGACAUGACUGUAAAGACGUCCGUCUACCAAACAGUGCAUCAUGUGAGAGACUGCGAAUAUAUCUGGACUAUGAUGAAGGUAAACUGUCCUUUUAUGAGAGGAGAGAUCGUCUGAGACAUAUAUACACCUUCACUGCCAACUUCAGAGACAACCUCCAUGCUGCCUUUGGCUUAUCAGCUUGGUCAGGAAAACUUAGUUGGGUGAAAAUGAUUAAAAAAUAAACAGAAUGUGCCAUAAAUGUGUGAUCGAUGCGGGUCCCUAUCUCCAGAUUGAGGGUGUCCUGACCACUUUCUGGCCUAGUGAGGUAGUCCCUGGCUUUCGCAUCUAGGUGGAAAAUGAAUGGAUAGAUGGCUGUGCAGGGAUUCCUCCAUUCAUUCAUGUGGAAUUGUGGAAGUCACAUAAACAGCCAUGCACGCUUGCUCAGCUAAGUGCUACAGAAGUGAAGGGAGAGAUCCGUGUGCAGCCUCAGGUGCCAUCUUCUGCUUGGAGGUAAGACCUGCAUCGAUUUCACAAUGUGUUUGUUCGCUCAAGGAUUUAUGUGCUGAAAACCUGCAGAAACCACCUCCCAUUGUUGUCAAUGGCGGUCCGAGCUGCAGAUCGUUUCACACUAAUUUCUAGACCGCAUCAAGCAGGGAUUGGGGCUAAAACCGCAGGCAGAUCCGGCGCAUUCGAAACAGUGGUGGAACUCAAGGUCAGCCAUCGCCAUAAACAUAUCCUUAGACAUUUAUGGCAUAUCCACAGGACGUAACAAAAUGUGUAAGGGGUUUCUCCACCUGACCCCAUAAUGUUAUUUUCUCCCUUUCUUUCCGUCCCCAUUACAUGUAUGUGUGCCCUGUCCUUCGCCUUGCGAUUAUCUGUAAUUCGGCUGGAGCAGUUACCUUCUCUUUGACUUAUUUUAUAUACAGGGGUGCACCACCAAUGAGGCCUGUAGCGACCAUAUUUUAAACUUGAAUAAACACGCUGCAAAGAAAUCUGGUGAGUGCGGCAGGUUAAUUUCUUUUAUACAUCAUAUAUAUUAUAUAUAUAUGGUAUAUAGAUGUAUUAUAAAACCCCUGCUGAAUCACUGUGUAUGACUGCAAUCCUUAUGAUGUACCAUUGUGUCUAACCUCACCUGUAAUCAUUUACAUAUCUGCCAGAGACAUAACUGCAGUGUCCAACAUUUCUAUCUGGUGCGGGAUUAUUUAUUGUCAA
Molecule: messenger RNA, 2533 nt
Organism: Bufo gargarizans (Asiatic toad)
Lineage: Eukaryota; Metazoa; Chordata; Amphibia; Anura; Bufonidae
Product: E3 ubiquitin-protein ligase TRIM39-like
Exons: 1
Coding region: 43-1563 (506 amino acids)
Molecular function (GO): zinc ion binding; protein binding
Source: RefSeq, a predicted model, not a curated record